This is a messenger RNA of Cylas formicarius (sweet potato weevil), 513 nucleotides long. Its product is annotated as putative gustatory receptor 28b. Gene Ontology annotation, biological process: sensory perception of taste. Bases 10 to 270 code for a protein of 86 amino acids. Gene Ontology annotation, cellular component: membrane; dendrite; neuronal cell body. The record is from RefSeq and is a predicted model, not a curated record. The transcript is spliced from 3 exons. NCBI's taxonomy places the organism in Eukaryota, Metazoa, Arthropoda, Insecta, Coleoptera, Brentidae.
UAUAUCAUCAUGCUGCUAUGGAUUGUAGUGCCUUGUAGCUUGACAAUGGCUGAAUCUGUCAAGUUCGUUUCGAUAUUGAGGAAGCUCGAGAUGGAGUCUCACAAUGAUCGCAAGGUGGAUGGCAUGAUGAGUUUGAUGUGCCUGCAAUGUCAUCAUUUACCCGUGGAAUUUUCCGCAGUCGGAGUGUUCGAACUCAAUAUGUCUCUGCUCUACACCAUAUGGGGAGCGAUGACGACGUUCCUGGUGAUGUUGCUCCAGUUCGACAUUUAGUUCCAAAUCGACCGGUCUAAAUCCCCUGGCGUUUUAUUUUCUUUGCCGCCUUUCGACACUGUUCAUUUUUAUAUCCCCUCGGAGGAUUCGCGUUUCAAAGGUUCCCCAGACCGAUUGGCAGCAGCGCCGAAAUGAUAAUAUUUUGCAUUAAAAAGGGGAAAAAGAGUGCCGACAAAAAAGCCAGAGGAUCGGGGAUUUGAGCCGGCAGCGAAUAAUUAAAGACGAUUUAUUCGAUUUUUCUGU